Lottia gigantea (owl limpet) is the source of this 1738-nucleotide messenger RNA. RefSeq lists its product as hypothetical. NCBI's taxonomy places the organism in Eukaryota, Metazoa, Mollusca, Gastropoda, Lottiidae. Gene Ontology annotation, molecular function: calcium ion binding. Gene Ontology annotation, biological process: axon guidance. The transcript is spliced from 16 exons. Bases 14 to 1738 code for a protein of 574 amino acids. The record is from RefSeq and is a predicted model, not a curated record.
GUCAGCUUGAAGUAUGUGGGCAAUUUACAUAGUGCUGAUAUGUCUACCCUUUGGGGUCUUAGGAGAAUCAAUUCCUGAAGAUGAACCAUGUGAUCCAGAUCCUUGUGACAGUCAUCCUUGUCAUAAUGGUGGAACUUGUUGUCCUACAACUGGAAUGGAGUAUUACUGUGACUGUCCUAGAGGUUUCAAGGGUAAAACAUGUGAUAUAGAAUUAAAUCCUUGUGACAGUCAUCCUUGUCAUAAUGGUGGAACUUGUUGUCCUACAACUGGAGGGAAGUUUAGCUGUGACUGUCCUAGAGGUUUCAAGGGUAAAACAUGUGAUAUAGUAAUAAAUCCUUGUGACAGACAUCCUUGUCAUAAUGGUGGAAUUUGUUAUCCAACAACUAGAGGGAGGUUUAGAUGUGACUGUCCUAGAGGUUUCAAGGGUAAAACAUGUGAUAAAGAAAUAAAUCCUUGUGACAGUCAUCCUUGUCAUAAUGGUGGAACUUGUUUACCUACAACUAGAGGGAGGUUUAGCUGUGACUGUCCUAGAGGUUUCAAGGGUAAAACAUGUGAUAUAGAAUUAAAUCCUUGUGACAGUCAUCCUUGUCAUAAUGGUGGAACUUGUUGUCCUACAUCUGGAACUGAGUAUUACUGUGACUGUCCUAGAGGUUUCGAAGGUGAUAAAUGUGAAACAGAAGUAAAUCCUUGUGACAGUCAUCCUUGUCAUAAUGGUGGAACUUGUUGUCCUACAACUGGAGGGAAGUUUAGCUGUGACUGUCCUAGAGGUUUCAAGGGUAAAACAUGUGAUAUAGAAAUAAAUCCUUGUGACAGUAAUCCUUGUCAUAAUGGUGGAACUUGUUGUCCUACAACUGGAGGGAAGUUUAGUUGUGACUGUCCUAAAGGUUUCAAGGGUAAAACAUGUGAUAUAGAAAUAAAUCCUUGUGACAGUCAUCCUUGUCAUAAUGGUGGAACUUGUUGUCCUACAACUGGAGGGAAGUUUAGUUGUGACUGUCCUAAAGGUUUCAAGGGUAAAACAUGUGAUAUAGCAAUAAAUCCUUGUGACAGUCAUCCUUGUCAUAAUGGUGGAACUUGUUUACCUACAACUAGAGGGAGGUUUAGAUGUGACUGUCCUAGAGGUUUCAAGGGUAAAACAUGUGAUAAAGAAAUAAAUCCUUGUGACAGUCAUCCUUGUCAUAAUGGUGGAACUUGUUGUCCUACAACUGGAGGGAAGUUUAGCUGUGACUGUCCUAGAGGUUUCAAGGGUAAAACAUGUGAUAUAGAAAUAAAUCCUUGUGACAGUCAUCCUUGUCAUAAUGGUGGAACUUGUUGUCCUACAACUGGAGGGAAGUUUAGCUGUGACUGUCCUAGAGGUUUCAAGGGUAAAACAUGUGAUAUAGCAAUAAAUCCUUGUGACAGUCAUCCUUGUCAUAAUGGUGGUACUUGUUGUCCUACAACUGGAGGGAAGUUUAGUUGUGACUGUCCUAUAGGUUUCAAGGGUAAAACAUGUGAUAUAGAAUUAAAUCCGUGUGACAGUCAUCCUUGUUAUAAUGGUGGAACCUGUUGUCCUACAUCUGGAAUGGAGUAUUACUGUGACUGUCCUAAAGGUUACGAAGGUGAUAAAUGUCAAACAGAAUUAAAUCCGUGUGACAGUCAUCCUUGUUAUAAUGGUGGAACCUGUUGUCCUACAUCUGGAAUGGAGUAUUACUGUGACUGUCCUAAAGGUUACGAAGGUGAUAAAUGUCAAACAGGUUUGUAA